This is a messenger RNA of Prunus persica (peach), 1708 nucleotides long. RefSeq names its product F-box protein SKIP23. The coding region runs from base 1 to 1248 and encodes 415 amino acids. The transcript has a single exon. The record is from RefSeq and is a predicted model, not a curated record. Lineage: Eukaryota; Viridiplantae; Streptophyta; Magnoliopsida; Rosales; Rosaceae.
AUGGCGAGUAGAAUCCCAGGUGAACUGUUAGAGAGCAUAGGAAAGUGCCUAAACACUAGAACAGAUGUUUCUCGAUUUCGUGCGGUGUGCAAGUCAUUGCGGUCCUCCAUCCCUCGCUUCGAAAAGAAGCUUCAAUUUCCCAUCAAAGUUCUCAUUCGAAACACCAAUGGCAGCAACACCACCUUUACCCUAACCGAGAGCAUUGUCUUUCAUCUUGCGCCUCCUAGAGAUGAUCCUCAUAAAAGAGGUUGGUUGGUUAAGGUUGAAGAAGGAAAAUAUGGUGAAACUCGUAUGUUGCAUCCACUCUCCCAGUUUGUUGUAGGGAGACUGCCCCACUCGUUCCCAAAGGUAUUUAACCUAUUGGAAUUUAGGGUUUUUGAAUAUGCAAGAGUUUACAGCAUACAUGACGAUGGUUGGUGGGACCGUAAUAAUAAGGUGGCCUUGUCCAUGAAUCUCGGUUUCCCUGUGGUCAUGAUAAUUGCCGAUGGGGUAUUAUACCCAGGCGAAUUAGAUGUCAGCGUUAACAACUGCAUUGAGGUCUCUCAGUUGGAUCAUGAUCAACAUUAUGAUUACGAAGAUGUUAUUUUCCACGAAGGGAAGUUCUACGCUGUCUGCCAGGACGGACAAGCUGUAGUAGUUGAUUCUUGUCUGAAUGUGAAAGUAGUUGCGCCGCCAAUAUUAGCUUGUUCGGGUGGUGAUCACAAGAAGAGUUUGGUGGAGUCAUCGGGGGAGUUGCUCUUAGUCGAUAGGUAUCCGAGUACAAUGGGAGAAGAUAGUUAUUUAGACAAGUGGCUCGACAUUGAGCUUAAAUUCAAGGUUUUUAAGUUGAACACAGCUGAAAAUCAAUGGAUUGAAGUUGAUGAGAGGGAUGCUUUGAGCGAUCGAAUAUUGCUCGUGGGGGAUGACAGCUGCUUCUCUGUUUCUGCUAGAGAUUUUCCAGGAUGUAAAGGGAAUAGCAUUUAUUUCUCUAAUUUCUUUUAUAUGAAGAAUAAUAUGGAGGGUGAGUUUGGAGGAAUGUUUAGUGAGAUGGGAGUUUUCCGAUUAGAUUUUGGCAGUCACUUGCCCCUAACAUAUUAUCCAAGCUGUGAUAAUAUCUUCUACCCACCCCCAACUUGGACUUGGUUGUCAAGCAAGGAAAAGAAAAGGAAGAAGAAGAUUUGGCGUCGUGUUUGGAUUUGGACUUGGCUUUCAAGAAAGUUAAAGAAAAAGAAAAUUAAACAUAGAUCUUGGCGGCUAGAUCGAUGCUAAGUUGGAUGGUCAUUUGAGUUUGGCCACACUACUGCAAUUUCUUUUUUUUCUUUUUUUUUUGGUUGAAAAUUUAUUGUUUCAUGUAAUGUGGUUUAGUAUAGGUGGUUUUUUGGAUCUUUCAGUGCUUGACUGUGAAGCAUCACAAUCUCCAACUUCCCCAAGCUUGAUCGAUGAAAAGCUGGACGCCGAUUAUGAGCUUUAAGGAGAAAGAAAUUUAGUUGUCAACCUUGCAGUGCCUCCUCCCUAUUUUCAUGUAAUAGGAAACAUGUAAAGGUAGAUAGAGCAACUUCGAUGGUCGCUGCGUCGUCCCACUAACAUAUCCAGCCUCUGCUAGUAUCUUUUGCCCAUCCCCAACAUGGCCAAAGGCCUGAUCUAUAUGCGGAGCUGGAUGGAGAUUGUGAGUUUAGGCAUAACCUACUGCAGAGUUUGAUUUUUUAUUUUAACAUGUACUCUCAUUUUA